Messenger RNA from Verticillium nonalfalfae, 798 nucleotides. RefSeq lists its product as uncharacterized. The record is from RefSeq and is a predicted model, not a curated record. Gene Ontology annotation, molecular function: glutathione transferase activity. Gene Ontology annotation, biological process: glutathione metabolic process. NCBI's taxonomy places the organism in Eukaryota, Fungi, Ascomycota, Sordariomycetes, Glomerellales, Plectosphaerellaceae. The transcript is spliced from 2 exons. Bases 1 to 798 code for a protein of 265 amino acids.
AUGUCUGUUACAUCUCCAUCUGCGAAGCGAACGAAGACGGCCAAGGAUGUCUCCUACAGCCUCGUCUACUGGCCUGGCGUUCCCGGGCGGGGAGAGCAUGUUCGCCUCGUCCUUGAAGAAGCCGGAGCCUCAUACACAGACACAGCAGCAGCUGAGAAUGGAGUCGACGAGGUGUUGAAGCAUACCGCCGACACCAACACAGGGGACGCCUCGAAUCCUCCUCCUUUCGCACCGCCAAUCCUGAUACACGGCGACCUUCUCAUCGCACAGGUGCCCAACAUUCUCCAGUAUCUCGGAGUCCGUCACGGCCUAGCCCCCAAGCCCGGAGAUGAGAAUGACGGAGUUUAUCACGUCAACCAGCUGGCUCUUACAGCUCUAGAUGGCCUGAGCAACGAGGUCCACGACACACAUCACCCCAUCGCUAUGGGCCUCACUUAUGAGGACCAGAAGGAGGAAUCGAAGAAAAGGGCAAAGGAUUACGUUGAAAUCAGACUUCCUAAAUUCCUUGGCUACUUUGAGCGCGUGCUCAAGGGUGAGGCCAGUGGAGAGGGACCGUGGCUAUAUGGCGGAUCGCUCACGUACGCUGAUCUGGUCUUAUUCCAAUGCAUUGACGGCGUCAAAUUCGCCUUCCCCAAGGCAUUGACCAAACUGCAGGACAGUAACAAAUACAAUGGAGUUUUUAAGCUCUACGAUGCUGUCAAGGAACGCCCCAACAUCAAGGAAUACCUUAAAAGUGAGAGAAGGCAGAAGUACGCAGACGGCAUCUACAGGCACUACCCAGAGCUCGACUCAGAGUAG